AAAAAUAGAAAAUUGGGAAUUUAAGAACUUGUGAAUCGCCUCCAUUCCUCUUUGUUGACUGCUUCCUUCCUUCCUUCCUUGUCACCUACAUACCGGGAGCUAAUUGUUUACCUCUGCGUUUAUUGGAGGAAAUUGGGCUCCCGAUCGCGAUCUUUAGUUGAGUGAAUUUGAGCUGAAUUUGAGCUUACCAGAUCGGUCUUUAACUGAUCUGAUAGUGGGGGGAGUGGUCUUCGAUUGAUUGUUCCCUUUAAAGGUCCCUUUUUGUUCCGAUUUUUGACGAGCGAGGACGAAGGAUUGUCUCGUUGUUGCUGUGUUUUGCGAAAUUAGGUUUUUUGUUUGGAAAUUCGUCAUGGAUACGAGCAGAAGAGCCGUGGAAUCGUAUUGGAGGUCGCGGAUGAUCGACGCGGUCACGUCUGACGAGGACAAGGUAGCGCCUGUGUACAAAUUGGAAGAGAUCUGUGACCUCCUUCGUUCUUCUCAUGUCAGCAUCGUCAAGGAGUUUUCGGAAUUCAUUCUCAAACGUCUUGAUAACAAAAGCCCCAUCGUAAAGCAGAAGGCUCUUAGGCUGAUAAAGUAUUCUGUGGGAAAGUCUGGCUCAGAGUUUAGAAGAGAAAUGCAAAGGAACUCUGUUGCUGUUCGCAACUUAUUCCAUUACAAGGGGCAUCCAGAUCCUCUAAAAGGUGAUGCGCUUAAUAAGGCUGUACGGGAUACUGCUCAUGAAACGAUUUCUGCUAUAUUCUCGGAAGAGAACGGUACUAAGCCAGCUGCUCCUGAAAGCAUCAACAGGCGCAUAGAAGGAUUUGGGAAUACUAACUUUCAGGUGCCCUCUGAUGAUAAAAAAUCGUUCCUGAGUGAGGUGGUUGGUAUUGGAAGUGCAUCUAUUAAGCAAGGAAUCAGUAGUUUUGCCCAAGGUCAUAUGCCAAAGAAGAAUGAGAAUGGAAGCAGCAGCUACAGAGGUCCAAAUCUCCACAGAUCGUUGACUAUGGAAAACGAGAACUUCAGUAGAUAUGAUCCGGUUAAGCUGGGGAGUGAUGGUAAAUAUGGGGUUUCUCAGAACACGGGUGGUGGAUCUUGGGGCCAAGCUUCCGGAGAGGCAAGUGAUAGUUCUGCUUCAGUUCGUCUCGAGAGCAAAACUCGUGAGGAAAAGCUGCUGGAAACCGUUGUUACAUCUGGCGGUGUACGCCUGCAGCCAACUCGGGAUGCACUUCAUGUAUUCAUUGUUGAGGCUGCGAAAAUGGAUACUGUUGCCUUAAGCAUUGCUCUAGACGGGAAGCUCCAGUCUCCAAUGUGGCAGGUUCGGAUGAAAGCUUUAUGUGUCCUUGAGGCCAUAUUGAGGAAGAAGGAAGAUGAUAGUUUUUCAAUUGUACAUACUUAUUUUAGUGAAAACACGGAUGUCAUACAGCGAUGCGCAGAGUCUCCUCAAUCUUCCCUUCGUGAAAAGGCUAACAAGGUUCUGAGUCUUAUAAACGGUGGACAAUCAAGUGGGUUGAUGAGCAGCUCAGAGAAUACUGUGAAGCGAGAGACUGUUGUUGAUUUACCUGACUUGAUCGACACCGGUGAUUCAGAAUAUACAACAGAAGAUACUUUGAACAUGCCAAAUGCUAUUAAUACUAGCAGUACAGAGGCGACAGCAGCUCCACUGAUGGAUGCUGAUUGGUUUGGGGAUAGCGCUGACACUGGAUUGAGUAGCAGCGAGAAGAAUAAUGAUGAUGACCCUUUUGCAGACGUAUCAUUUCAUCCUAAUGAAGAAAAAGAAAGUUCAGAUGACCUGUUCAUUGGAAUGAAUGUCGGGGAAAAGCCCGGUGCAGGUGGUAAUCACGUGCCUGAGCUAUUUGAUAUGUUUGGGUCAACUGCAAAACUUGAAGCAGAGCCAAAGGAUUCGAAAAACAUAAAUGACUUGAUGGCAAGCUUCUCCAUUGACGAAAACAGCUCAAAUCAGAAAAGCUCAUCUUCAAGCACCCUUCCAGAUAAUUUAUUUGCAAUGCCGAGCACCACCACCCACCAAGCACCGGAAAAUCCCGUUGGAGGCAUUCUUGGUUCACAAAGUUCUGGGUUUAUUCCAAAUCCAAUGGUUCCUGGGGGUGGCAUGUCCUUCAAUUUUCCUCCGGGGAUGUUGAUGAACCCAGCUUUUGCAUCUCAACCUAUGAAUUACGCUGCCAUGGCAAGCUUGUUAGCUCAGCAGCAAUACCUUGGUAAUAUAUCCAACUUCCAGCAGUUUGGCAACGUGAACGCUCAGGGUACCGGAAAUGUUCUUCCUGUGGGUACUAGCGGAGGAAAUCAGUCAGCACUCCCUGAUAUAUUCCAGCCAAGUUUUGCUAAUCAGGCUCCAACCUCAACAAUGAAUGGUGCGAAAAAAGAAGAUACCAGAGCCUUUGAUUUCAUCUCUGAUCAUCUUGCAUCAGCCCGCGACACAAAGAGAGUAUCUUGAUGCUUGCUAAUAUCCGGUGUUAAUUAAACUUAUUUCAUGAGAUAUGGAUACAAAGGGGAGAAAGCUAAAACGUUUAUCUAUAAGAGCUGUAAAAGACUAGACUUCAGGAUAAGAUGAAGAUGUUGAGCUUUUACUUCAUCCGGAAAAAGAAAAAGAGAGUCUGAUUGAUCUGAGUCAUAUAUGGUAAGCUUUUGGCUUCUCUUUUCGCUUCCUUUGUUUUGUCUUCGUUUUCUCUUGUUUGGAGUCAUUGUUCUUUGGAAUAAACAUGUAGUUUUAGAAUUACUUUUGUUUCACCUGUUUGAUUAUAAAAGUGUUUCUUUUGUUCAUUUGCUAUAUAUAUCUGAAGAGACUGUGUCUGUGUAUCGAAAAUAGACAAGAAAGGAAAUAAAACCAAGGAAAAAAGAGACCUUUCCAUUGGCAUUCUCCG
This is a messenger RNA of Eutrema salsugineum, 2855 nucleotides long. RefSeq names its product VHS domain-containing protein At3g16270. Lineage: Eukaryota; Viridiplantae; Streptophyta; Magnoliopsida; Brassicales; Brassicaceae. The record is from RefSeq and is a predicted model, not a curated record. Gene Ontology annotation, molecular function: ubiquitin binding; phosphatidylinositol binding. Gene Ontology annotation, cellular component: trans-Golgi network membrane. Bases 350 to 2428 code for a protein of 692 amino acids. The transcript is spliced from 6 exons.